Molecule: messenger RNA, 1008 nt
Organism: Helobdella robusta
Lineage: Eukaryota; Metazoa; Annelida; Clitellata; Rhynchobdellida; Glossiphoniidae
Gene: Syt4
Product: synaptotagmin 4
Exons: 5
Coding region: 1-1008 (335 amino acids)
Biological process (GO): cellular response to calcium ion; regulation of dopamine secretion; calcium-ion regulated exocytosis
Cellular component (GO): synapse; axon
Molecular function (GO): calcium ion binding; SNARE binding; phosphatidylserine binding
Source: RefSeq, a predicted model, not a curated record
AUGUCAGAAAAACGAUUUAAAAAAGUUGGAGAUCAAAGUUUGAUAAACGAAGAAGAGGAAGAGUACGAGAAUGAUGCUGGCAGCCCAUCAAGUCAAGAAAAAGAAAGUAAAAAUGAGAACGGUGAUAGUUGCGUUGGCAAGUUGAUGUUCAGUUUGGAACACGACAUGCACAGGGAAUCACUGACUGUCGUCGUCAUGAAAAUAUCCGACCUUCGCUUGCCAGCGAGUGAUGCCAAUCAGCAGCCACAACAACAACAGCUGCAACAAUUAUUUGAUCCGUACGUCCGUGUUGUUUUGCUACCAGAAGGCAAGCAGAAAGCCAAAACUCGCGUCGUACGCAGAACUAAAAAUCCAAUAUUUGAAGAAACAUUUACUUUCUACGGCAUCAGUUCUCAGAAACUACAGCAGAUGAUCAUCAAGUUCACUGUCAUGACGCAUGACAGAUUCUCGAAAGAUACGUGCAUGGGACACGUCAUUCUGGCUAUGACCCCAAAGCUGGUGAAACGAGAUAGGCAGGCAGUCACCAUUUGUAAAACUAUUCGCUCUGGAUCGGAACCGGCGCAAAAGCAGGGAGAACUCUUCAUCUCGUUGAAUUUUGAUUCGUCCACUGAUAAACUCACGGUCAUCGUUUUGAAAGGAAAGAACUUCCCACGUAUGGACAUUGCUGGGCUGGCUGAUCCGUACGUGAAAAUUUACUUGAUGUGUGACGGUCAGCGAAUUGACAAGAAGAAAACCCAGGUAAAAAAACGAACCCUGAAUCCUGUUUUCAACGAGACUUUCCACUUCAACCUCCCAUCGCAUCAUCUGCGACAACAACAACAAAAGGACAGGGACACAAAGAUCAUGCUUAAGUUCAUCGUUCUGGAUUGGGAUCGAGUGUCAAAGAAUGAAGUCAUAGGUGUCGUACAAAUUGGUCCUGACGUCGUGUCGGACGUGGCGGUCAAACAUUGGAAUGACGUCAUGGAGUGUCCACGCAAGCAGCUGGCCGUCUGGCAUAAGUUGCUCUGA